GGUACGCCAUUUUACGUCUGUUCUACCCAGGGGCCAUAGUCGUGUUUGAGAGGGACGUGAGCGAUUUUUAACGAGAAUGGUCAUUUUAGUGUUAAAAUAUACAGAGGAUUGGGAGGAUACAUAGAGAAUAAUAUGUGAGUAAAUGUAACCAGCUAUUAAUUCAGUGAACAAUGUCGAGAACAACGAAACCGGAAGUGCUUCAAAAAAAUCUGGAGAAGGCCAUUCAACAAAAUAAUGUUGAGAAGAUUUUAGGUUUAGUUAGGAAUACGAAUGUGGACGUGAAUUCUCGAGAUGUCAGUCAUGGCCUUUUAACAAUUCUCAUGAAGAUGUGUUAUCUGGAAAUAUCAGACCAUGAAAUCGUUAAUAUUCUGAACGAAGUUUUAGAGCGCGAACCGGAUGUGAAUAUGCAAGAUUCCCUGGGAAGGACUGCGAUAAUGCAUGCUUGCAUUUCCGGUAAAAAUGAAGUAGUGGAUUGUCUAAUAAGUGACCCGGAAAGCCGGAUUGAUAUUUUUGAUUUUGAUGGAAAUUCUGCCCUGAUGUACGCAGUGAAAACCGGAAGUUUAUCCAUCGUUAAGAGGAUUAUGGAUCAUCCGGGCGGUUUAGCAUUAUUGGAUGUUUAUGAUACUGAUGGUUUGUCGCCUCUGACGUACACAAAGAAGAAAGGAGACCCGCGGGUAUAUAAACUAUUGUCUUCAUAUCAGACAAACUUCCCCCAGAACAAUGACCGACAUCCUACUAAAACACGAAGCCCUCAGCUUCCGCCUCCGUAUUCACCACGCCUGGAUCGGUUACGGAAAAAGGGUCACACGCCUAAUGAUAUGUCAUUCGAACGCACCUCACCUAAAGCUAUUUAUAUUGAUGACGAAACUAAUCAUUCUCUGUCACUAAGUACACCAAAACUAAAACGAAGGAACUUCAGGAGUUCUGAUGCGAUUGCGUGUGAAGCGGAAUUAAAUCUUCCCGUCAUCCUCAGGACAGACAGUUCGGACAAUGCUAAUGAUUAUAUUAAGAGUCCUUUGGCGUCAAGACUAAAAGAACGUCGAAAUUCACUUUCACUUCCGGACCUGCGCGAUACGUCUGGAUGUCUGGUAGCUUCCGGUGAAAGCACCCCUGUUUAUCCGAGUAGUUCGGAGGGGUACUCCAGUGAGGAGGGAGAGGAUUCCAUAUUCUGUCCGUACAAGUCUCCGAGAAAGCCAGUAAAUAAACAAGUUAAAAAAUGUCUGUCAGAAAAUCAAAUUACAUUUCCAAAAAUCAAGACUCCUCCUAAGAAUAAACAGCUUCAGCGGACAAUGACAGAUACGUGUGUGUUUGGAAUUGGCAAGAAAGAUGGCGGCCGCAGCGGUAAAAAGAUUCACAUCCCUUCCGGGCUGAUAUAGACGUGGAACGCAAUGUUUAAUAUUUUACCUAUAAUCUAUCUUCUACACAGCGAAAACAGUCGGUGAAAAGCAUCCAGCAACUAUAAGAAACAAAAUUUCAAAUAU
Pecten maximus is the source of this 1481-nucleotide messenger RNA. RefSeq lists its product as uncharacterized. The transcript has 3 exons. The record is from RefSeq and is a predicted model, not a curated record. Lineage: Eukaryota; Metazoa; Mollusca; Bivalvia; Pectinida; Pectinidae. Gene Ontology annotation, molecular function: protein binding. The coding region runs from base 171 to 1376 and encodes 401 amino acids.